AUGAUGGAGGGAGGUUCAAUCUAUUUCAUCCAAAAACUGAACACUGGAGCCAACACAAUGGAAUAUUGGAUUUUUCUGAUGGUUUACUGUAUUCUGGCAUUUUUCCUUAUUUCCUGCUGGCAGUAUUAUAAUAGCCGCUUGGAGAAACAGGCAAAAGUGGCACUUCCAUACCCUAUACCAUAUUGUCCUGGGACCAGAUCACAAUCAUAUUCUGUGGUGAAUAAGACAAAACAACAAGAUGAUGUCAUUGCAGAAAUCAGCUGUAGCUAUGGUGAAGUGUGGCUAGCUAGACAUAUCAAAGACAGAAAACAGUAUGUUCUGAAAAAGAUCAACUUGAAAAGUGCAUCUGACAAAGAACGAAGGGCAGCAGAACAAGAAGCUCUUCUUCUGUCAAAGUUAAGGCACCCCAAUAUUGUGACAUACAAGGAUUCAUUCCAGUCUGGUGAGCGCCAUUUGUACAUUGCUAUGCAGUACUGUGAAGGUGGAGAUUUAUAUACAUGGCUUAAAGAACGAAAAGGCAAAGUCCUUGAAGAAAGACAAGUAGUUGAAUGGUUUAUUCAAAUAGCCAUGGCACUUCAGUAUCUUCAUGAAAGAGAUAUUCUUCAUCGGGACUUGAAAACACAAAAUAUUUUCUUGACAAAGAAUAAGAUUAUCAAGGUUGGAGACUUAGGAAUUGCAAGAGUACUCGAGAACUCUAGUGACAUGGCUACAACAUUAAUUGGUACUCCAUAUUACAUGAGUCCAGAACUAUUUUCUAGCCAACCUUAUAAUCAAAAGUCUGAUGUCUGGGCACUUGGCUGCUGUGUGUAUGAGAUGACAACACUGAGACAUGCAUUCAAUGCCCGAGAUAUGAACUCCUUAGCAUUUAAGAUUCUCAGUGGUAAGCUGCCUCCAAUGCCCAAGCUGUAUACAAAUGAAUUGGUCAGCCUUAUACAGAGUAUGUUGCAUCAGGAUCCAUCUAAGCGACCAUCAGUAAACAAGCUUCUCAGGUUACCUUAUGUCAAAAGAAAUAUUGCUCUUUUCCUUGAAGAAACUCGACAAAAUCGCCGUCUACUUCCUCCAUCGCCAGGUAAAGCCCUGAAAUCUGUACCUACAUCGUCUUCCUCAUCACCCUCAUCAGUUCCUUCUAGCAGCAGCAACAACCGAGAAAGACGGAAAAAGAAACUAACCUCUGGUGAUGACCAGCUCGAUAGUGGAAGUGUCAAAGCAUGUUUAGAUAAUGAAAGUCCAAAUGAAGACAAUAUAAAGAGUCCAAGUGAUGAUGGCUUAGUCCACCCAGAAGAGGAACCUAAGUCUCCCCAACCAAUAGCUGCAUUUCCCUCUAGUGUACCCUCUGAGGAAAUUUUUGAGUCCCCCAGAUCCAGUGCCUCAUCAUCAUCCACGGAGUCCAGUUUAAAUGAGUCUUCAUCUACUUUGGCCAACAGUGAGAAUCAAACACAAGAUACAGUCAUUGCAAAUACUAUUGUACAGCAACCAAAAUUAGAAGAUAAACAAGUAAAAGUCCCAAAAAAGGAGCCAGUCAAAUCGAGAUCAUUGUCUUUUGGAAAUUCAGAAGCAUUAAGUGAACAUAUUUCUGUCAUAAAACCAAAGAAUUCUAUUGAGCGAUCACGUCCAUUACCGCCUCCUCCAAAAAUUGACAAUAGCAGUGGAGAACCCCAGCAUGGAAGUAGUAUUAUGCCUUGGUCUUCAUCAAGUUCCUCAAGUUCUAAAGAAUGCAGUGCCAAUCUUGGAGAAGGUGAAGCCCCAAAGAGCCUGCCAAAUGUCCUAGCACGUCAGAAAAGGCGAGCAAAGAAACAAUCUGCCUCUUUCUCACUAGAAAGACCUGAUUCAGCUAGAGUUGAAUUAAAACGUCCAACUGUCAUCCUAGCUCCAGCUAUUGUAAACCAUGAAAAACCGGUCUCAGCCGAAGAAGUUGCUGAUCCUAGAAGACAUGUUGUCUUACGUCAUAGGCAACCAUCAAUGUCUAUUGAAGAUGAUGAUGACAAUACUUCCCCAGAGGAAUCAUCUAAGGAGGCUCAAGACAAAGAAGACAAAGAAAUGAAAACCCUGGCAAAAUUUCUAAACACGACCCUCCAGAAUAAUGCCAGCAAAGGUUAUGACGAUAAAUCUGACGAUGAAUCUCGGGUGCUACCUGACUUUGACUCACUGCAGCAGCAACAUGAUCCAGCCAUUGCUCCUCUACCUCAACUUCAUGAAAGGGCAACAAAACCAACACCAAAAGCAGAAGAAUCUAAUAUAUACACAUUUCCAAGCCCUGAAACUUUGGUGCAGACUAAACGGCUUUCAGACAGAAUCAGUAUUCUGGAAAAAAAUUGUGAAGCUGGAAUUGGGAAGGAAGUACUCAAACAAGCUAUUGAAAUUCUUGAUAAAUUUCAAGAGGAGGAAGUGGAGCCUCAUCUGCAAAAAUUGUUAGGUGAAGAGAAAUUUGCUCAAUAUGCUGGCAAAAUCUGGCAGUUGAAAUUCUUUUUUUUCUUUCUCAACAAAGACAGUAGAAUGGUGAAACAAACAAUUCAGAUAUUUGCACGGAUUAAACCAACAAAAGCCAAAACUGCGCUGUUUGAAAUCAAUGAUGAUGCCAGCUCCAGUUCCAUUCUUCAGUUCAUAGUUCCCAAAGAUUUGGCUGGCGGUUUUGUCAACAAUAAGAAAGAAUCUUAUAAGUUUAAAUUCCAAAAUGUAUUUGACCAGAGUGCCAAACAAGAAACUGUGUUUAAUGAAGUUUCCCAGCCUGUUAUUAACAACGUUUUGGCUGGGUACAAUGGCACUAUAUUUGCAUAUGGACAGACUGGCAGUGGCAAGACAUUUACAAUCACUGGAGGAGCCGAGCGAUAUACAGAUCGUGGAAUCAUCCCAAGAAGUUUGUCCUACAUAUUUCAGCAGAUUGAAAAGGAUCGAGAUAACACGUAUACAGUCAAAAUUUCUUAUUUGGAAAUUUAUAACGAAGAUGGUUAUGAUUUGCUGGACCCCAGACACGAAGCUGCAAAACUUGAGGAUUUGCCUAAAGUACACCUGAUGGAAGACACUGAUCAGAACAUCCAUUUAAAAAACUUAUGCCUGAUGACUGCUACCAAUGAAGAAGAAGCCCUAAAUCUCCUUUUUAUAGGGGAUACAAAUCGAAUGAUAGCAGAGACCCCCAUGAACCAAGCAUCCACUCGUUCACACUGUAUAUUUACAAUUCACUUGAUUUGUAGGCAAGUUGGAUCAGCCACCAUUCGUAGGUCAAAGCUUCAUCUAGUAGACCUGGCAGGAUCUGAGAGAGUAGCCAAAAGUGGUGUUAAUGGAUUGUUAUUGACUGAAGCCAAAUAUAUCAACUUAUCUCUACACUACCUGGAACAGGUAAUUGUUGCAUUAUCAGAAAAGAAUCGUUCACAUAUUCCUUACCGAAAUUCAAUGAUGACUUCCGUGCUGAGAGACAGCCUUGGAGGUAACUGCAUGACAUCAAUGAUUGCCACUUGCUCAGUAGAAAAGAAAAAUAUUGAUGAAUCCAUUUCAACAUGUCGUUUUGCUCAAAGAGUUGCACUUAUCAAGAAUGAUGCUUUAGUAAAUGAGGAACUUGAUCCAAAUAUUGUGAUUCUUCAGCUCAAGAAUGAGAUCACUCAGUUAAAGGACGAACUUAUGCUCACAACAGGACAGGAACGGACAGACAAACUCACUGAUGAAGAGAUUGAUGAGUGUUCAAAGUUAGUGAAUGCAUUCCUUGAUGACAAAGAUCCAGAAGCAGUCCUUUGUGUAGGAGCAGACAUUCGCAAAAUACAAAAAUGCUUCAAUAUAUUCAAGAAAUUAUUAGAAGAGAAAACCUCCCAGAUUUCUGUACAGUCUUCUAAUUUCCAAGCUGAUAACUGUUCAUUAUUACAUCCUCAAGAUCAAGAUGUCUCUCCAUAUUUCUCAGCAGAACAAGAGAAACUCAAGAAUCUCCUUAUACAAAGAGAUACGGAAAUCAAUAUUUUGGUAAAUAUGCUGAAAAAAGAGAAAAGCAAAAAUUCUGACAUCCAACAAGGACGACAUCAUCACACAGUGAGUCAAGGAGAAUCCCUUGAUUCCUUGAUUAGCAAUAAUUUGAGCCAGGGAUCAACUGGCAAAAGUCGUGAUAGUGGAUCUGCAGAGGAGGAGAGAAAAUGUGUUCAAGGCGUUGAUGCCUGGGUUCAGCAGAACAGUGUCAGUCACCAUGUGGCAGAAAAGAAAACUCAAAAACUGAUAUCAGUGGGGCCCAUGUCCAUGGGACGACAGGAAGCUUUUGAAAUUUUUUGCCAAGAUUAUUGGAAUAAUAAGUCCAUUGAAAGCAAGAAACAAAAUCUCAAAAAAAGUUAUGCUGAAGCGAAACAUCUUGGGGAACAAGUGAAUGAGUCAAGAAUGAAAAUUAAUCAAAUAAAGAUUAAAAUUGAACAACACAGAGUUCAGCUUGGCUUACAAGGAAUAACAGAUCCCAAGAAUUUGGAAUCAGACUUGGAAGAACAAAACCUUCGGGAAAAAAUUGAAAUAGAAAAGAAACGAUACAAAGACAACUUUAAUUCCCUUCGGAACUUGAAGACAACAAUUGAACACUGCCAACAUUUGCUGGAGAAGGACAAAGUUCAGUUAAUGAAAGAUUUUGAAGUUUGGUGGGCAGAACAAAUGAAUUUGGCACAGCAACAAAAUAAAGAAAAAAGUGCAGACCAUAAAAUGGCAGCCUGGGAUCAACUUCCCACUCCAUCUUAUAAUCAGCAGUCAGUGUAUAAACAGUCUUCCAUCACAUCGCUUCCCAUGUCAUCAUCCUCUUCUGUCAACUCCAACCAUUCACAUAUGCUUUCGAAGAAAACGUCCUCAUCACAAAGUCACACUUCUUCACUUUAUGGUGGCUUACCUCUGACUGGAGAUGCACAAGUGGAUGCUGACAUUGAAGCAUUCGCAAAAGCCAGACAAAGCUUACUUCAGAAGCAUUCCAGUAUCAAAUGA
Acanthosepion pharaonis is the source of this 4929-nucleotide messenger RNA. NCBI's taxonomy places the organism in Eukaryota, Metazoa, Mollusca, Cephalopoda, Sepiida, Sepiidae. The record is from the annotation of a GenBank genome assembly.